Molecule: messenger RNA, 1666 nt
Organism: Haliotis rubra (blacklip abalone)
Lineage: Eukaryota; Metazoa; Mollusca; Gastropoda; Lepetellida; Haliotidae
Product: queuosine salvage protein-like
Exons: 11
Coding region: 262-1284 (340 amino acids)
Source: RefSeq, a predicted model, not a curated record
CUAACAAGGCCAGACAACUGGUGACUGUUCAGAUUCCUGUAAAAUAGCAACGACCAGUAGAUCUAUAUACUUCGAAGAAAGACAGGCAACUGCAACACCAACCUAGGUCGGAUUCAGGGUCGACAGCUUCGACUAAGUGUACGCCCGCACUAGACCUAUUUACGUAGAUCUACUCCACACGUAACAGUGGUCCUUGGUCCACUAAAACAGCCGCACACAGACAGGCCACAGAUCACAGCAAGUGUCAGGAUUGUUUCUUGAAUGAUGUCAGCUCUCUCACCACGCGAGUCCGGGAGGUUUAUAGCUGAGACAAGCAAAGAUGUGACCAUCAAUCUCGAUGGCGUCAAGAAGUGUGCCAAGUUUGUGUACGAGGAGGUGAAGAAGACGGGGUAUGGGGUGAGAUCCUGGAGGGAGAACGAACUUCACCCGAAGACAAUGGACGAAGCUGCAGUGAACUGGGUGUUCGUGGCCGAUGCUCUCAACUUCUGUUUCUGGUCACGUGACCCCAGCAAGAAGUACUACGUUGACUACAAGGGCAAGAAAUGGACAGGCUACUGGUGUCUGUGUGCAGCUCUCAACAGGGCUAUUGAGGAUGGUAUCAACAUCACUGACCCCAACUUUUAUGCCAGCAUCACACAGGACCAACUGGCAUCCGUGUUCCGGUCGGAGUCAGAGGUAGACAUUCCGCUGUUUCAGGAGAGACUGGACGUGUUGCACCAAGUGGGUCAAGUCCUCAUACAGAAAUAUGAGGGCAACUUCGCCAACUGUGUCAAGAAGUGCAAUGGCAGUGCCAAGGAUCUUCUCAACCUCAUUGUUACAGAGUUCCCUCCCUUUAGAGAUGAGGCUGAUUAUAAUGGGAAAAGAGUGUCACUCCAUAAGAGAGCCCAGAUCCUGAUCGCUGACGUCUGGGGAUGCUGCGAGGGAAAGGGUCUGGGGACGUUUCACGACAUUGACAGCAUCACCAUGUUUGCAGAUUACAGGGUGCCACAGGUCCUGGUCUACUUUGGAGCUCUGCAGUACUCAAACACUCUCAUGGACCUGCUCCGUGCAGACACUCUGAUGAAGAAUGGCGACCGUCUGGAGGUGGAGAUCCGGGGAUGCAGUAUAUGGGCUACUGAGCUGGUGUGUGAGGAAGCCAAACGAUUGAAGGAAGCAGACAGUGACACCCUGGACUUUCAGAUCAACUCCAUUCUCAUUGAUGAGUUUCUGUGGGACUUCAGACGAGCUCAUGUUCAGGAAACAGACUCUAUACCAUAUCACAAAGUACGCUGUAUUUAUUACUGAUGAGAAACAAACCUUCACCCUGAUCGGUUGUGUUUGGUUAACACUGUGACACCCUACAAUAAAUCAUAUUGGAAGAAACUUUGAGUGUUCUGGAAAGACAGACUGGUAAUAGGAACCUGACAAAGUCACAGCCAGGAACAGACAAAAUUCUUAUCAGCCACUGUGUAACUUCAGCAUAUGUUUGGUUCAUUGUUUUUUAUACAAAUGUUUUUGUUUAUAUCCAGACUAAUAGGACACAAACAAAGACAGGCAGGCUAGUCUAUAUUUUAACUUUUCUUGAUGUUAACUGAUAAUUCCUCUUUGUGAAUAUAUCUAUUCCCUCUCUAUCAGGGGUGGGUGGGUAGCCUAGUGGUUAAAGUGUUUGCUAGUCAUGAAGACCCAA